Messenger RNA from Geodia barretti, 6697 nucleotides. The record is from the annotation of a GenBank genome assembly. Lineage: Eukaryota; Metazoa; Porifera; Demospongiae; Tetractinellida; Geodiidae.
CUAGCUGCGGCGGGGAUCGAGGAGGCUGCAUGGAGGAGGAGGAAGAGGAUGUCGUCAUGCUCUCGUCGCUGGCGGCGUUCCUAGUCCUCAAUAAUCUCAUAGAGUUGCAUUGUGUAUCGUGGCCUUUACACAUUAGAAACCUUGUGUGGUUGUAAGAGAUUCUCUGCCGGCGACUACAGUGAUGCCCCGCAGCAGAGAGAACGACAGAGUUGCCACAGAAAAGCCAAGGAGUAAGAGGGAAAGGAGAUUGUCCCAAAGGGAAAAUGGAGGGCCUCUAACGAGGGGGAGUGGCUUGAUAAACUGGAGGACCUGAGGAAGUUGCAGCUGCUGAAUCUGAGGUCAGAGCACGAACGAUGGAAGCAGUUGGAGAGAGAGUGUCGUCAGAGAGAGAGAGGGAGAGGCUGAGGGAAAAGAGGGAGGAGAGAGAGAGGCUGAAAAGAAUGGCCAGAGAUAUCUCCAAGCAGUUAACGGUGGUCACCCACCGAGGACUGAGAGAAGGACACAUGAUGAGGUAAAACCACUGGUAGAAGAGAAGGAGGAAGAUGAAUCCCUGCAGCAGGAAUACAGACUGUCAAUUCUUGAACAGCUCUCAACUGUGGCUCUGGACAUGGAGAGGGAGUACUCUAGUCUGGUUGUGGUUAGGAACACGUGUCUCGGAGAAGACAGACUGUCCAGGAGAUACUGGAGACUACAGAGUCUACCAGGUGUAGUGGUCCAGGAAGACUGUUGUCCUGCUGGCAUAGGAAACUGCAGCGAGACGUUCUACAUCAGAUCAUUUGUCCACUACCUACUGAGCAAUGGACAUAAUGUGGCUGUUCUCAACCAUCUCCCCCUCCCGUCGGGCUACGUGCCGACGGUGGAGAACGAGAGCUACCUCAGUAGCGAGGAGGAUGACUUGGAGGACGAGGAGGGAAGUGACACCUCCUACCUGGCCCAGGAGAUUGGUCUGCCGCCCGGUUCCUACGACCCGGCCAUAGAGAUCGACCAACAGACAGACUCAAACCACGACACCGCUCUCACUCUCGCAGCUGCCGGUGGACACGAUGAGCUGGUUGAGCUGCUGAUAUCUCACGGAGCAAAUAUCGAACACCGUGACAAGAAAGGAUGCACACCUCUCAUUCUGGCAGCCAGCGCAGGUCACGCGGUGGUGGCUGCUAUUCUCCUCGACCACGCGGCCGACAUUGAGGCCCAGUCUGACAGAACAAAAGACACCGCUCUCUCUCUUGCCUGCUCUGGAGGAAGACAAGAGGUUGUGGAGAUACUGCUGGCCAAGGGGGCCAACUUUGAGCACCGCAACGUGUCAGACUACACCCCGCUGUCACUGGCAGCCUCCGGAGGUUAUGUCACCAUCAUCAAGAUGCUGCUGAGGGCUGGGGCUGAUAUCAACUCCAGAACUGGGAGUAAGUUGGGGAUAACUCCACUGAUGCUGGCGGCCAUGAACGGACACACGGCUACCGUCAAGCUCCUCCUGGACAUGGGCAGCGACAUCAAUGCACAGAUUGAGACUAACAGAAACACGGCUCUGACUCUGGCCUGCUUCCAGGGCAGACACGAAGUCGUCAGUCUACUGGUUGAGAGACAAGCUAAUGUAGAGCACAGGGCAAAGACUGGACUAACUCCUCUCAUGGAAGCAGCAUCGGGUGGUUACCAUGAGGUGGGGAGGGUGCUCAUUAAUAAGGGGGCUGAUGUGAAUGCUGCCCCGGUACCUAGCUCAAGAGACACAGCUCUUACCAUAGCUGCUGACAAGGGACACUACAGAUUCGUGGACCUCAUUCUGAGAGAGGGAGCACACGUGGACGUCAAGAACAAGAAGGGGAAUUCCCCUCUCUGGCUGGCAGCCAAUGGAGGUCAUCUGGACGUGGUGAAGCUGCUGGUUGACCACGGGUCUGAUCUCGACAGUCAAGACAACAGGAAGGUCUCGUGCCUCAUGGCCGCAUUUAGAAAGGGUCAUUUCAAGGUUGUCAAGUACCUGGUCGACCAUGUCAGCCAGUUCCCGUCAGAUGCAGACCUCAAGAGAUACGUGUCCACCCUCUCUGACAAGGAGAGCCUGAAGAAGUGCCAGAGGUGCAUGGAGGUGAUCAUUGACGCCAAGGAGAGACAGGCCGCCGAGGCCAACAAGAAUGCCACCAUCUUACUCCAGGAGAUUGACCAGGAGAAAAAACACGAGGAGGACAAAAAGGCCGCAGCCGCCAGAAAGAGAGCAAAGAAGAAGAGGCAAAAGGAAAAGAAACAGGCUCUCAAGGCACAGAAAGGAGACAAGGUGGGGGAGAAAGGCGGAGCCGGGUGUGGCGGAGGGGAUUCCCCUCCAGAGGGAGACCAGGCAGACGACACGGCCGAUGAUGUAAUGGCUGAAAAUGGGGAUAUCCCCGAGGAGCUAUCUCCGGUCGAUCGAAUUCCACCGAAAGAGCCACUCCCCCUCGUCCUCCCUCUGGUGAAGAAACAGUCGCCUGUGGAGAGGGAGAAGGCGGGGGGAGAGGGGAGCAGGGGUCACUCGCGUGUCGCCCGACUUCCCUCCACCGGCAGUGUGGCCAGCAUUUCACUGUCUCCGGGGGGUGUGGCUUCACCCGGUGGGGCCACACCCACUUCCAGUCCGAGAAAGUCUAAAAAAGAAGACGGAUGGAAAGAAGUUGGGAAAGAGAACAAAGAAGGUGUCGUCCCGGGCUCUGUGUUUGCUGCAGUGGUUGGAAAGAACAACUCCAACCUCAACCUCAUCAAACAGGCCACCAACACCCACAUAGAGGUGGAGAGAACAUCCAAGACAGCCUCCACGCGAGCUCUGUCAGUCCGGGGGUCCACCGAGGCCAUCAAACAAGCCCAGCAUAUCAUCUCGCUGCUAGUGAAGGAUCCAUCCCACAACAUUGCCAAUGCUCUUCCAAGACACCUGCCACAGCCGUCAUCGCACCAGGUCACCGGAGCACACGGGCACAGACCUCCCCCACCUCCCCAGGAUCACACCGUCACCACAAACAGUGCUGCCCUCCCUCACUCGUCACUUCUCGGAGAUCACAGGGUCCCCCUCUCCUCUUCUCUAUCACUCGCCUCUUCCUCCCUUCCUCCUCCCUCCACCUCUAGAACUGCCCUCCCAAAGAGGAGCAGCGUUCCAACUGCCGUUUCGACGGUUGUUGUCACACGUUCGUCUACCGUCAACAUCUCUCCCUAUUACCUCAGUGAGAAUGGGGAAACCCCUCGGUGAUAAACGACACAGUGUACCGCAAUCUGUGCUGGCUUUGACUGAUCUGAAGACCGUAGUGGGAGGAGCGGUCUCGACCACGCAGACCAGAGUGGCUGCUAGUGUUGUCAGCAGUGCCGCAACGGUCAGAUUUUCGAUGCCUUUGACCCCAACCAGUGGUCCCGUUCGUAGGUUGUUCACUACCACAACCAUCCACAGUGGUACCACACAGACCAUUGCGGUUGUUUCGGUGGCACAAACAACAGCUUUGCCUUCGUCGACUUUCGCAACUGGUGGUUUUGUGCAGCCUGUUGGUAGUAUGGUACCACCUCCCCCUCGGAUACCAUCAGUUGCCACAGUGGUUGGUCCACAACCAGGGAAGCCAAUCCAACCACCCAGUCCAACAAUGACAAACGUGAACAAAACACUGCCAAGCCAUACCGACCACUACGGGUCAAAGUCCGCAAAGACCGAACCGGUACCUACCACAAACACCUACUCUCGUGCAAUCGGGAGCCAUCUGACCAAUCAGGUUUCGGUGACAUCAUCGCCGAUCGAGCAACCACUCCAGCAGAUUAUGAAGACGCCGACCAUAUUCCAGGAACCCGCCAUCCAACUGACGAAGCCGAAGAAGUACUCGGACGCAGUCGGGAAGAAGAUGCACGAAGCCGUGGCUCACUCCGCUGGGAAAACUUCAUUCUCUGGGAACUGUCUCGCCACAGCUGGUGCUCCGUCUGUCGUUCCUCCUCCUCUGCCCCUCUGUUUGCCUCCCUCUCUCACUCCCACCCUCUCCCUCCCCUCUUCUCUUCCUUCCUCCCUCCCCCACCCUCCCAUUGUCCACACUCUCAAUCUUGCUCCCGGGUCGCGACCCAUCAUGACAGACGACCAGACACAGGCUGCUAGUAUGUUCUCUCAGUCUCAGCAGACGGACAGGUUUUCCGGAGCCGUCUGGCUGGACUCAGACAGAAACAUCUCCGACCACCAUCGACAGCCGUAUGACGGAGAAGACAGAUUACCUCCCACCGCCUCGUCUCUAGGGCCUAUUGGCCCCCCGAGUAAAAUUCCCAAACCCCCUAUGGUAGGGGGCCCCCCUAAAUCGGUUUCAACAUCGUCUGUUGGGGGUAGAGGUGAAAUUGGACCCCCAGGAAGGGGGUCUGAGGCGGGGGGUCGGUUCAGUCCCAUCGGGUCUCGAGGCGGAACCAGAACCAGCCCCAGUGGAGGGGGUGUGGUCAACGUGUCGCCACAGCAACGGAGUUCGGAUCCUUCACCGGUUGCCAAGAGUCCUCUGCUAGGCCCCGCCCCUCCUGGGGGGCUUCUCCCCAACUCCCAGAGAAAUUGUACACCAGCAACGUGGGGUUCAGACCAAUCCAACCCCAGAGCUCCUCCUCUCAAUCUGACUUCUCCCUCGCCUCGUCAGAGAGGGUCCCUGACGUUCUCCCCCUCACCCCGACUCCUGUUCGUAACCCCCGCCCCCCUCUCUUGGCCACGCCCCCGGGAUUCCCUCCUCCAUUCCUCCCUCAAGGAAUGCACCAGUCCCCCAUCCACCCCACCAAACAGGCUCAGAAACCUGCCAGUCCUGUCCAACCGCUCAACACCUCGCCUGACAAGAUCUCUCCCAAUAAGAGCCCACCUCAACUCCCGCCUGCUUCAAAGGGGUUCAACCCCAAUGCCCCGACCUUUGUACCCAUGGGUCUUCCAGGAGUGCAGAGACCAGCCAAUCCUCCGCCCACAAGUUCUAUACUUGGAGCACCUCCAAUUUCAAAACUGACGAAUUUCCCACCGCCCCCUGUCGGGUCUUCGAUAUUGGGUUCCGCCCCUCCAAUUGGCGGGGGACCGAGAAUGGUGGGGCCCAAUAUUCACCCCUCGCAGCCGCCGCAGCCUCCCCCCAGCGGAGGCCAGACAUCAAUAUUGGGGCAGCCCCCCACUCCGCCAAUCAAUCCCCACAUUUUCAACCCCCCACCAGCUCUUCCUCCCGGUCAACAAAGUUUCCCCCCGAAGCCCCCAUCACAACCAAUGUUUGGACAAUUCGAGGGAACCCAAACUGCACAUGGAGUUCUACAACCACCAAUGCCCCCCUUUGGCAUUAUUUUCCCCGGAAACCCCCAACACCAGCAUAAUUUUGUCGGGCAACCCAGUCAAAAUUUCACGAGCACAAAGGAAUUUUUACCAGGUCCACUGGAGGGAGGUCAGUUUCUACCGAACCCUAUCUCCCAACAAACUAUGUUAAAUCAAGGGGGCCCCCCACCAGGGGGUUCGAGUGAAAUUUCAAGAUUCGGAGUCCCCCUCAUGAGAGUUGGGAAAUCGGAUCCUGACUCUGCGGACCCCGUUCUGGGGGUAACAACAGGGGGAACCAAUAUUCCCCUGCCCCCCAUGAUGAUCACCACCACCGAAUCCGGGGGUUCGUUUGAAGCCAUGCCCUCCCACCCGCAACUCGUGCGGCCGGGAAACGUGUUUGGAAUGGGGCUGCAACCCUCGCAGCCUGGUCUGAGACCGGUACCGGAACCAGCCCCGCCCACCUCGUCAGGGUCAAUUCUUGGCAAUUUCUCGGGGGGCAACCUCGAUCUGUUCCCGACUUUCCUCCCCAUGAGUGACAGGUCGUCGGGCCCUCCCUCUACUGUUCCCAUGACAACGACCUCCUACCCCGCAGCUAUCAUGAUGGUCCGACCGUCCGUCUUCCCGAGUGCCCCGCCUACUACAACAGGCUCCGCCCCACAGGAACAGCUGGGCGGAGCCAACGAGAGUCUCCUCCCCAUUGGGACAGAGAGGGCUCACAAGGGGGCGGGGCUAGGGGGUGUGGCAAGUGGGAGUGGCUCAACAUCCGUCUCCACUGACUCUGGAUCCAGUUUUCCUAUGCUAGCUCCAGGUAUCAAUCCGUCCAGUGUGUGGAGCUACUCUGGCAGCACUGGAUCUCAUGAAGAAUCCGAUUGGUCGCAACAGGUGGGCGGAGCUUCAGUGACCUCUGACCCCAACAGAUGGCCAGACUCUGUGAAAACCUCACAACAGUCUCACAAUUCCAAUGACAUCACCAUUACAUCACAAGACACUCUGCAGAGCCUGCUCGCAAGGGUUGGGCUUACUGAACACAUGGAGCUUUUUCAGUCCAAUGAAAUAGAUCUGGAAGCUCUGUUGUUGAUGAGUGACAAAGACUUCUCAGAAAUUGGUCUUCCACAGGCUGCACAGACAACUCUGAUGAACUCUCUGGGAAGAAGAACACCGUCUGCGUGAGAGAAGAGGGCGUGGUCUCGUCCGCGGCGAUCAGGGAGACGGGAGGGGAUUCCCUCAGGCAGUCGGACAACAGGAAGACUCUUAUAGCGACUGCCCUCCAUCUCCUAGAUGAGGUGUUGACAAGGCUGUCUGAGUGUGGCUAACAAUCUUCUUCCUCUCCUCUCUCUCCUUCUCUCUCCUCUCUCUGUCUCCUCAACACACCAUUUGCUGUACUAUGAUUCAAGCUCUAGCCACUAGUUAAGUCAGCACGCCUCAGCUGGUAAUAGAGUAACACUCACGCACACACACUGUUGAAAUUACAGA